This is a messenger RNA of Gymnodraco acuticeps, 29166 nucleotides long. It is a transcript of the gene pclob, whose product is annotated as piccolo presynaptic cytomatrix protein b. Gene Ontology annotation, molecular function: metal ion binding; protein binding. Gene Ontology annotation, cellular component: synapse. NCBI's taxonomy places the organism in Eukaryota, Metazoa, Chordata, Actinopteri, Perciformes, Bathydraconidae. The record is from RefSeq and is a predicted model, not a curated record.
CGGAGUGGAUGCUGAUCGCUCUCUAUCGGCUGCCCUGUGCCCUCCAUCCCUCGGCGAUCACAGACACGGACAGGGGAUAUCCGAGGAGCUUUUGGCGAGGAUAGGGAGACAGAUCUGCUGUCGAUGAAGGAAGUCUGAUGUAGAUGCUGCGCCAGAGGAGAGCCCAGGGAGCAGCAGCAGCAGCAGCAGCAUUGGCAGCAGCAGCGGAGCUGUAGAUGCCCUCUCCACAGCUCCAGAGCCAGCCCCCCCUAAGGCCUCUGCGGGAGAGCCAGGACACAGAGGCGACAGCUCCUGUUCGGACUCCGACAGUCCUGUAGACUCAAGUUCCUCUGAGGAGGACGAGGAGGAGGAGGAGGAGAACCCGGCUAUGUUCUCCUCCAAAUUCCUUAGUGGGGCCAACCCCCUCAAUGCUGUGUCCUCUGCUGUGAAUAAGUUUGGUUUAUUUGGAGAUGAUGGGGAGGGGGAUAAGAAUAAGAAAGGACCUUCCCAGCAGGGAGUGAAGCCACCUGGAGAACAGCAGCCAGGAGCAGGCCCUGGCAAAGGCCCUCAACAGCAGCAUGGACCCCAAAAAUCAGGCCAGGGCCCUCCUAUACAAACGGGCCAGCCUCUCUCUAAACAAGGCUCACCACAGUUGCACGGGAAUGGACAGACUGCACCCCAAAACAAGCAUGGGGGGCAACAAGUUACUCAAAAGGCAGGAACACAGCCUGAAGGUCAUCUAAAAGGGCAGUCACAAAAAGAUCUUCCAAAGGGGCCACUACAGCAAGGUUCACCUAAGCCUGGAGGUCAACCGCAGAUUGUGAAUAAGAGUGGAGUUCAACCAGGAUCUCCAAAGGCAUCUUCACAACAGCAGGUUCCACCUAAAACAGGGAUGCAAAAACAAGGGCCUUCUAAGACAGGUGCACAGCAACAACAGCCAGCAAAGACUGGGUUGCAAGAGUCCACAAAGGCUGGGUCACAGCAAGGGUCACCUAAAGUAGGGACAGCAACCCACAGGGGUCACCAAUAAUUGGACAACAACAACAACAGCAACAACAACAACACAACAACAGGGCUCACCUAAGGUGGGGCAACAGCAGCAAAGUUUCAGGACUACACCCCAGCAGUCCUCAAAUAAGCCGGGGUCUCAGCCACAAGGCCCUAAGGGACCUGGCCUGUCCCAAGCAGGGUCUUCAUCACCGGGACCAACCAAAGCUGGAUCUCAGUCAAAGGCAGUAGCUAAUACCCUUUGCCCAGUGUGUAAGACAACAGAACUUAACAUGCACACCAAGGAACCACCCAACCAUAAAACAUGUACACAGUGUAAAACUGAAGUGUGCAGCUUCUGCGGCUUCAGCCCUCCUGACUCAGAUGGGCGUGAGUGGCUUUGUCUAACCUGCCAGGUAAAGAGAGCCCAAGGAUUUUCUGAACCACCGGGACCUUCCAUGAAAAGCCCAUUCCCAACAAAGUGUCUGCUGCUCAAAACCAGACACCAUCGCCUGCUGCACCUGUCAAAAAAGAGAUGUCAGGAGCAGCUUCACCUCAGAAAAUGCAGUCUACUUCGGCAAAAGUGCAAGCCAAGGGUGAAGCUGCUAAAGGAUCAGACAUUCAAAAGCAGGCCAGUCCUGCUUCUGUUCACAAAAUGACACCUGAGACCCAGAGAACAUCAGGGCCUCAACAACCAGACCAGAUAAGUCAAACUGGGCGCAAGCAAAGCAGUGCCAAGCAGGAGUCAGGAGGUUUAUUUGGCUUUGGUGGUGCUAAAACUGAAGCUGCAAAGCCAGAAGAGUCAGUGAGUGGGAAGAUGUUUGGUUUUGGUUCCUCCAUUUUAGUUCUGCAUCUACUUAAUAGCCUCAGCUGUACAGGAUGAGUCAAAAACUACACCACCAGUUUCGCCCAAAAUGCAGUCUACAAAGGAGACCAAACCAGCAGCUGUCCAAAAGUCAGUGCAAGACAAUAAACAAGAGCAACCCCUGCAAGCCAAAGCCAGUCCAGCAGGGACAGGUCAAAGUGGAAAAGCUCAAUCAGAGACUCCAAAGGCAACAGCAGCCUCCCACAAUGCUCCUAAAGGAGGUCAAUGCACUUGUCCAAUCUGUAAGGUGAUGCUCAAUAUGGGCUCGAAGGAUCCUCCAACUAUAAUACCUGCACUGAUUGCAAAAGCACCGUCUCUGCAACCAAUGUGGAUUUAACCCCUUGCCAAAUGUCAAUGAGGGAAAGGAGUGGCUUUGUCUAAACUGCCAGGUGAAACGAGCCCAGGAAGGCCCAGGGCAACCUUCACUACAAAAGACUGCUGCACCAGACAAGACUGAAGCUGCUAAAAGACCAGCCAGCACAGCUCCUGGUCAGAAAACACCUCAAGACAGCCGAAAGGCAGGUCCUCAGAAACAACCAGACCAGACAAGCCAAAUGUCACAAAAGAAGGGGAAAUGCCACUGCAUCUACACAGCAAGAGUCAGGAGGGUUUUUCGGAUUUGGUAGUCCUAAAAGUCAGCCUGAUGCUGCAAAACCUGCAGUGACUGGAAAGAUGAUGGGUUUUGGUUCCUCCAUUUUCAAUUCUGCAUCCACAUUGAUAACCUCAGCUGUUCAAGAUGAUCCAAAAACGACACCCCCACUUUCUCCCAAAUUGCCUACCACAAAGGAUUCCAAAUCACCCACUGCGACGAAAACAGGACAGGAGACAAAACCAGGACAACCCCAACUGACCAAGGCUUCGCAAUCAGUACAGACGAAAGCGGACAAACUUCUAUCAGCUACCCUAGUUGUUUCUAAAGCAGGACACUCUACCUGUCCUCUCUGUAAACUGGAACUAAAUGUGGGCUCACAAGAUCCUCCCAACUACAACACCUGUACAGAUUGCAAAAAUACUGUCUGUAACCAAUGUGGAUUUAAUCCGAUGCCAAAUGUUAAAGAGGUGCAGGAGUGGUUAUGUCUCAACUGCCAGAUGCAGAGAGCACUAGGAGCAGCUGAGCCACCAGGAACUCCCAUGAUGAAACUACAGGCUUCACCAAAUAAAGUCCCUGCAUCAGCCAUAAAUAAGGCAACUCCCCAACUGGUUAAACCUCAAAAGAUAGACACUCAAACACCCACUGAAUCUAAAAUAAAGAACACCUCAGCACCAGGCUCCCCUCAGAGGAAACCACCAAUACCAGCUGAGCAGCCUGCAACGGCUAAAGUCGUGAAACUUCCAGAAAGUCCGAAACAGGUCAGCCCAUCUCCUGGUCAGAAAACUACUACUACAACUUCACAAGAGGAAUCUGGAAAGUUAUUUGGAUUUGGCAGUCCUAAAGCUCAACCUGAUAGUGCAAAGCCUGCUGAGUCCCUUGGUGGAAAAAUGUUUGGAUUUGGUACGUCCAUCUUUAGUUCUGCAUCUGAUUCUAAAACGACACCUCUAGUUUCUCCUAAAAUGCCUCGCGCAGAAGCACCAAAAUCACCUCUUGCUCACAAACAAGGGCAAGAGGUAAGGAAAGUGCAGCCCGGAACUUCUCCAUCACCCCAAGCCAAAGUAGGAAAAGUUCCAUCAGAGGUUCCAAAAGAUGCAGCAGCUCACAAGGCAGGCCAAUCUACCUGCCCACUCUGUAAGGUGGAACUCAACUUUGGCUCCAAGGAACCUCCAAACUACAACAACUGCACCGAAUGCAAGAAUACUGUCUGCAACCAAUGUGGAUUUAAUCCUAUGCCAAAUAAUUCAGAGGUAAAACAUUGGUUAUGCCUGAACUGUCAGAUGCAGAGGGCUCUUAGUGCAUCCGAACGCACAGGACCUCCAAUGAAAUCAGCUGACAGCAUUUCUCCAUCUGCUGGACAUCAGAAGAUAAAAGCUUCUAAUCAAGUGGAAACUCGAAAUAAAUCUGAUGCACCUUCAAAGAUCCAGAAUCAGGGGCUCGAUACACUUCAAGAGAAAGGGAGUCCCAAACCAGGUUCUCUGCUGAAGGCACAGGCUGCAGCAGUAACAAAGGAAACAAAGGCUGCGAAAGGACCAGACCUUGACUCAAAGGCUAGCCCAACUCCUGUUCAGAAAGCUCCUCUCGGUAUCGCAGGGGAUUCUCAGAAACCAACUGACAAGAUAAGUGAACCUGGACUAAACCCGAGUAAGAUCACCCCAGAUACAAAGGGGGAGUUAGGAACCCAAUUGGCUGAAGUAUCAAGUACUACACCUCCAGGUUCUCGUAAGAUGUCUGCUGGUCCCAAGAUUUCUCCAAGAUGUACACCUACAGCUUCCCCCAAAAUGUCACCAGCAAGAGAGCCCAAAACUCUUAGUCAGAAACCAGAGCAGGGGAGGAAACCAGAAGAAUCCCACCAUAGCAAAGAGGACAAAGCUCCAUUACAGCUACCAAGGGCAUCAGCAAUCUCCCAAACAUCUUCUAAAGGAAGUAAAGCCACCUGUCCACUGUGUAAGGUUGAGCUUAACAUGAGUUCCAAGGACCCUCCAAACUACAACACCUGCACUGGGUGCAAAACUACUGUCUGUAGCCAAUGUGGAUUCAACCCAAUACCUAUAGGAAAGUUGAAGCAUCUGAGCCCCCCUCCAGCAAUGAAGUCCCAAGCAGUUCCUAAAGUUCCUUCACCUGCUGCAGUCUCACCACAGAGAAAACAGUCUACUCCAUCAGUUAAGCCAGGCAAACCUGAAGCUGGUACUGCUCCAUUGAAACAAGCGAGCCAAGAACCUCAUCAUAAAACACCAGAGGAAAGACAAAAGACAAGACCAAACAAGCCACCAGAUCAGGCAAGCCAACCUUGUGAUAAACAACUUGAUGCUGCAAAGCCUGGGAUAAAUAAUCAAACCGAACGUAAACAAAGUAAUGCUACAGCAGCAACACAGCAAGAGUCAGGAGGCUUCUUUGGUUUUGGUGGUAAAGCUCAACCCGAUGCUGCAAAGCCAGCAGAGUCAGGCACUGGGAAAAUGUUUGGCUUUGGUUCUUCCAUCUUCAGUUCUGCAUCUACUUUGAUUACCUCAGCUGUUCAGGACCAGCCCAAGACUACUCCACCAGUGUCUCCCAAGAUGUCCGCAGCAAAAGAGAUCAGAUCCCCUGCAGCUCAGAGGAGAGAACAACAGACAAAACCAGAACAACCCCAAGAGACCAAGACACCUCCAUCAGUACAGGCCAAAGUGGACAAAGCUCCAUCAGAGCCUCCAAAGGCUGCAGCAGCAUCGCAAGUAGCUGUCAAACCAGGCCAGUCUACCUGUCCACUCUGUAAAGUCCAACUCAACGUGGGGUCCAAGGAUCCACCUAACUACAACAGCUGCACUGAAUGCAAGAACACCGUCUGUAACCAGUGUGGAUUUAACCCUUUGCCAAAUGAAACAGCGCUGAAGGAGUGGCUGUGUCUUACCUGCCAGACGCAGCGGGCUGUAGGAGCAACACAGCCCAAAGGAGUUUCUUCUGUCAAAUCUCAGAUACCUGCACAACAAAAGAAAGACUUGAUCAGCUCAGCUGAACCUGAGAAAAAGGAUGUAACUCAGAGAAAACCCUCCGUAACACCACAGCCAACUAGAACUGAAGCUGCUAACAAGCAAGAGGAUCAGAAACAGCACAGCCCAGUUCCUUCUCCAAAGAGGAUGCAGGAGCCUCAGACAACUCCAGGUCUGAAUAAAUCACCCGCCCAGACAAGGCAGAGUGAACGUAAGCAGAGUAUUUCUGCAGCAGCAGCACGGCGAGAGUCAGGAGGCUUCUUUGGUUUUGGUGGUGAUAAAUCUCAACCCGAUGCUGCAAAGCCAGCAGAGUCAGGCACUGGGAAAAUGUUUGGCUUUGGUUCUUCCAUCUUCAGUUCUGCAUCUACUUUGAUUACCUCAGCUGUUCAGGACCAGCCCAAGACUACUCCACCAGUUUCUCCCAAGAUAUCUGCAGCAAAAGAGAUCAGAUCCCCUGCAGCUCAGAGGAGAGAACAACAGACAAAACCAGAACAACCCCAAGAGACCAAGACACCUCCAUCAGUACAGGCCAAAGUGGACAAAGCUCCAUAUGAACCUCCAAAGGCUGCAGCAGCUUCGCAAGUAGCUGUCAAACCAGGCCAGUCUACCUGUCCACUCUGUAAGGUCCAACUCAACGUGGGGUCCAAGGAUCCACCUAACUACAACAGCUGCACUGAAUGCAAGAACACCGUCUGUAACCAGUGUGGAUUUAACACGUUGCCAAAUGAAACAGGGGCAAAGGAGUGGCUAUGUCUCACCUGUCAGACGCAGCGGGCUGUAGGAGCAAUACAGCCCCCAGGAGUUGCUUCUGUGAAAUCUCAGAUAACUGCAAAACCACAAGAGAAAGACAUCCUCAGCCCAGCUGAACCUGAAAGGAAGGACUCAACUCAGAAGACACUUCCAGCGACACCACAGCCAGCUACAGUAGAAGCAGCUAGCAAGCCAGAGGAGAAGAAACAGCCCAGCCCAGUUCCACCUCAAAAGCAUCCACAGGAGCCUCAGAAAACUCCAGCUCCUAAUAAAUCACCUGACCAGACAAGGCAAACUGAACGUAAACAAAGUAAUGCUACAGCAGCAACACAGCAAGAGUCAGGAGGCUUCUUUGGUUUUGGUGGUGAUAAAACUCAACCUGAGGCUGCAAAGCCAGCAGAGUCAGGCACUGGGAAAAUGUUUGGCUUUGGUUCUUCCAUCUUCAGUUCUGCAUCUACGUUGAUUACCUCAGCUGUUCAGGACCAGCCCAAGACUACUCCACCAGUUUCUCCCAAGAUGUCCGCAGCAAAAGAGAUCAGAUCCCCUGCAGCUCAGAGGAGAGAACAACAGACAAAACCAGAACAACCCCAAGAGGCCAAGACACCUCCAUCAGUACAGGCCAAAGUGGACAAAGCUCCAUCAGAGCCUCCAAAGGCUGCAGCAGCUUCGCAAGUAGCUGUCAAACCAGGCCAGUCUACCUGUCCACUCUGUAAGGUCCAACUCAACGUGGGGUCCAAGGAUCCACCUAACUACAACAGCUGCACUGAAUGCAAGAACACCGUCUGUAACCAGUGUGGAUUUAACCCUUUGCCAAAUGAAACAGCGGUAAAGGAGUGGCUGUGUCUCACCUGCCAAACGCAGCGGGCUGUAGGAGCAACACAGCCCCAAGGAGCUAAUCCAGUCAACUCUCAGAUACCUGCAAUACCCCAAAAGAAAGACAUCAUCAGCCCAGCUGAACGUAAAAAGGACUCAACCCAGAAAAAACCUUCUGAAACAGCACAGCCAGCUACUACAGAAACUGCUAACAAGCCAAAGGAUCACAAACAGCCAAGCCCAGUUCCAUCUCCAAAGAGGACGCAGGAGCCUCAGAAAACUCCAAGUCCUAAUAAAUCACCACAGCAGACAAGGCAAGGUGAACGUAAGCAGAGUAUUUCUACAGCAGCAACACAGCAAGAGUCAGGAGGCUUCUUUGGUUUUGGUGGUAAAGUCUCAACCCGAUGCUGCAAAGCCAGCAGAGUCAGGCACUGGGAAAAUGUUUGGCUUUGGUUCUUCCAUCUUCAGUUCUGCAUCUACUUUGAUUACCUCAGCUGUUCAGGACCAGCCCAAGACUACUCCACCAGUUUCUCCAAAGAUGUCCGCAGCAAAAGAGAUCAGAUCCCCUGCAGCUCAGAGGAGAGAACAACAGACAAAACCAGAACAACCCCAAGAGACCAAGACACCUCCAUCAGUACAGGCCAAAGUGGACAAAGCUCCAUCAGAGCCUCCAAAGGCUGCAGCAGCUUCGCAAGUAGCUGUCAAACAGGCCAGUCUACCUGUCCACUCUGUAAGGUCCAACUCAACGUGGGGUCCAAGGAUCCACCUAACUACAACAGCUGCACUGAAUGCAAGAACACCGUCUGUAACCAGUGUGGAUUUAACCCUAUGCCAAAUGAAACAGGGGUGAAGGAGUGGCUGUGUCUCACCUGUCAGACGCAGCGGGCUGUAGGAGCAAUACAGCCCCCAGGAGUUGCUUCUGUGAAAUCUCAGAUAACUGCAAAACCACAAGAGAAAGACAUCCUCAGCCCAACUGAACCUGAAAGGAAAGAUUCAGUACUUAAAAAACCUUCUGAAACAGCACAGCCAACUACUGCGGAAACUGCUAACAAGCCAGAGGAUCAGAAACAGCCGAGCCCAGUUCCAUCUCCAAAGAGGAUGCAGGAGCCUCAGAAAACUCCAGGUCCUAAUAAAUCACCACAGCAGACAAGGCAAAGUGAACGUAAGCAGAGUAUUUCUACAGCAGCAACACAGCAAGAGUCAGGAGGCUUCUUUGGUUUUGGUGGUAAAGCUCAACCUGAGGCUACAAAGCCAGCAGAGUCAGGCACUGGGAAAAUGUUUGGCUUUGGUUCUUCCAUCUUCAAUUCUGCAUCUACGUUGAUUACCUCAGCUGUUCAGGACCAGCCUAAGACUACUCCACCAGUGUCUCCCAAGAUGUCCGCAGCAAAAGAGAUCAGAUCCCCUGCAGCUCAGAGGAGAGAACAACAGACAAAACCAGAACAACCCCAAGAGACCAAGACACCUCCAUCAGUACAGGCCAAAGUGGACAAAGCUCCAUCAGAGCCUCCAAAGGCUGCAGCAGCUUCACAAGUAGCUGUCAAACCAGGCCAGUCUACCUGUCCACUCUGUAAGGUCCAACUCAACGUGGGGUCCAAGGAUCCACCUAACUACAACAGCUGCACUGAAUGCAAGAACACCGUCUGUAACCAGUGUGGAUUUAACCCUUUGCCAAAUGAAACAGCGCUGAAGGAGUGGCUGUGUCUUACCUGCCAGACGCAGCGGGCUGUAGGAGCAACACAGCCCAAAGGAGUUUCUUCUGUCAAAUCUCAGAUACCUGCACAACAAAAGAAAGACUUGAUCAGCUCAGCUGAACCUGAGAAAAAGGAUGUAACUCAGAGAAAACCCUCCGUAACACCACAGCCAACUAGAACUGAAGCUGCUAACAAGCAAGAGGAUCAGAAACAGCACAGCCCAGUUCCUUCUCCAAAGAGGAUGCAGGAGCCUCAGAAAACUCCAGGUCUGAAUAAAUCACCCGCCCAGACAAGGCAGAAUGAACGUAAGCAGAGUAUUUCUGCAGCAGCAGCACGGCGAGAGUCAGGAGGCUUCUUUGGUUUUGGUGGUGAUAAAUCUCAACCCGAUGCUGCAAAGCCAGCAGAGUCAGGCACUGGGAAAAUGUUUGGCUUUGGUUCUUCCAUCUUCAGUUCUGCAUCUACUUUGAUUACCUCAGCUGUUCAGGACCAGCCCAAGACUACUCCACCAGUUUCUCCCAAGAUGUCCGCAGCAAAAGAGAUCAGAUCCCCUGCAGCUCAGAGGAGAGAACAACAGACAAAACCAGAACAACCCCAAGAGACCAAGACACCUCCAUCAGUACAGGCCAAAGUGGACAAAGCUCCAUCAGAGCCUCCAAAGGUUGCAGCAGCUUCACAAGUAGCUGUCAAACCAGGCCAGUCUACCUGUCCACUCUGUAAGGUCCAACUCAACGUGGGGUCCAAGGAUCCACCUAACUACAACAGCUGCACUGAAUGCAAGAACACCGUCUGUAACCAGUGUGGAUUUAAACCUAUGCCAAAUGUGUCAGAAAUUGAGUGGUUGUGUCUGACUUGUCAGAUGCAAAGAGCCAUUACAGCAGCUGAGUCAGUCGACCCUCCACUGAUGAAACCCCAGGCAUCACCCAACAAAGCUCCCUCACCUGUUGCUGCCCAAAAAGACGUCACUGCCAAUACAAAGAAAGACACUAUCUCCAGUGUAAAAGCAGAAGUGCAAGAUCAAAAUAAGGCCGACAGCCCAACACCAGGUGUACCACAAAAGGAAGAAGAAACUAAAGCUUCAUUUAAAACGGUCAUUACAGAAACAACAACCACUGCUGCACCACCUGCAAAAGAAAUCACACAUACAGUUACAGCCCCAAGAAAAGAUGAGAAAACUGCUUCACCAUCUACCAAGGAGAUUUCAAUCACUACUGCCCCUCCCAUCAUCGAGACUGCAGAUGUCAAACCACAGCCUGUUGAAGUUCCUCCUGUCAACUCAAAUAUUGAAAUGUCUGUCCAGAGGUCAGAGGAUAUAACUCCACCAAGUUCCCUUUUACCUAAAGAAGUUUUAGAAAAGAAAGAGGGGACAGCUGAAAUAGUUCAGAAACCAGCUGAUCAACCAAUCUUCUCUGAUGAAGCACAGCCCCUGAAAGCCCUUAACGAAGACUCUGCUCCUCCAGUAGCACAGUCAACAAAUCCAGAAAAGAUACUAGAACAACAGCAGGACAAGGCUCCUCCAUCUGAAAAGGCCACCGUAGAGAAAGGUCCUCCAGUCCCCGCAAAACCAGAAGCCUCCCAGGCUGCUCCCAAAAUGGUCCAACCUACCUGUCCGCUUUGUAAGAUUGGACUUAAUAUCAGCUCCAAAGAUCUUCCCAACUACAACACUUGUUCUGAAUGCAAAACCCCUGUCUGUAACAAAUGUGGAUUUAGUCCUACGUCAAAUUCAACAGAGGAAAAGGAAUGGCUUUGUCUGAACUGCCAGAUGCAGAGAGCACUCGGAGCUUCUGAACCUCCAGGCCUUCCCAUGAUCAAACCUUCACCAAGUAAAGACGUCCCUGUCACCACACAGAAGAAAGCAACCCCUAUGUCAACUUCUGAGGAGGACAAGCAUGAACGAGCUGCACCUACAGAUGCGCGAGUUGAUGUUUCCACAACCAAAGACACGGAAGCCCCAGACCUUGGUGUUGUAACAAAGAAAGUUUCAUCUGCAGCUGCUUCAUUGCCUGACAAAACUUCUCUGUCCUCUACCACAAAAACUGAUGUUUCACCCGGUUUACAAAAGCCUUCAGAAGAGACAUCCAAAGGACAUCCCAGUACACCCCAGCAACAGCCUCCAAAAUCUGAUACUCCUACUUCUAUAUCUAAACCACCUUUAACAGUACCAGGUGAAGGAAAGCUACCUCCACAACAGACUGCAGCGGUGACUUCUACUGCUAUAUCCACUACUCCACCACCCAUCUUAGAGGCAGUAAAGCCAUCCCCGCAGCAGCUUCCACAAACUGUGACUUAUUUUGCUAAGUCUGCUCCUCCACCAGAUCAAGUGGCAGGAAAGCCCCCCCAACAACAUCCUCCAAAAGCUGGUACCUCUCCAGCCAAAUCUGUACCACCACCGGUUGAGCCUGCCAAACAGGCAUCAGGAGGCUUCUUUGGUUUUGGUGGUCCUAAAACACAACCAACAGCAGCAAAGUCUGCUGAGUCCGUUUCUGGAAAGAGGUUUGGCUUUGGUUCAUCUUUCUUAAACUCGGCAUCAACUUUGAUAACCUCAGCUGUCCAGGAUGAACCCAAAAUGACACCACCGACUCCACGUAAGAUGUCCACUACAGCCCAUGUCUCUCCUAGAACAACACCACCAGCCUCUCCUAAAACGUUACCUGCAAAGAACACAGAGGCUCUCCCGCAAACUCUUGAAAAGAAAGCAGAGAAACAACAACAGAAAAAGGAUCCUUCAACCGUACAAACCAACGCAGACAAAGAUGCAUCGGAGCCUCCCAAGGCACCAACCGACAUCCAAGGUGCCCCAAAAGCGGAUUCAUCAGGCUGUCCACUCUGUAAGGCCGACCUUAACAUUGGCUCAAAAGAUCCUCCCAACUACAAUACUUGCACAGAAUGCAAGACCAUCGCCUGCAACCAAUGUGGAUUUAAUACAAUUUCCACUGUGACAGAGGUAAAAGAAUGGCUUUGUCUGAACUGUCAGAUGCAGAGAGCACUAGGAGCAUCUGAGCCCACUGGACAUCCUGUUUUGAAACCUCAGCCCUCCCCAACCAAGGUUUCUAUACCUCCUGGCUCUGAACUGAAGGACAUACCGACAUUAGUGCAAAGGGAGAAGUCAGCAGCAUCUGCAGUAGUAAAAGAAGAGGUCAUUCAAGCAGUUCCAAAAAGAGAAGUUAUGUCAACAAUUGAGGCUCCAGUGCCAAUUGAGACACCACGACGAGAUUCUGUGCAGAAGACACAGGUGCUUUCAGGUACUGAAAAAGGACAAAGACAGGAGGUGGCUGGCCAGCAGCCGUCUGUUGGCAAACCCCCCCCUGUACAGCUUUCUAAAACUACAAAGCAAGAGGUCAAGGCAGAUCUUUUAAAACAAGAAGUUGGAAAACCACCACAACAGCCCUUAAAAUCUGUGACCCCCCCUGCAAAAGCCACACCACCACCAGCUCAGCCUGCAAAACAGGAGUCAGGAGGCUUCUUUGGCUUUGGUGGUCCUAAAACACAACCUGCUGCUGCAAAGCCUGCUGAAUCAGUGACUGGGAAGAUGUUUGGUUUUGGUUCGUCUAUCUUCAGCUCUGCAUCUACACUGAUAACCACACCACCUUCUCCACGUAGGAUGUCCACUACAAUCUCUCCUAAACUAACACCUCCAGUUUCUCCGAAGAUGCCCCCUGCAAAGGACACAAAACCAGCUGCUGCAGAGAAAUCAGAGCCACCUCAGCAGGCCAAGCCUGCUCCAUCAGCACAGGCCAAAGUAGAGAAGGCUCCAACAGUGCCUCCAAAAUCAACAGAGGUGACCAAAGUUGCCUCUAAAGCAGCUCUGUCCACCUGUCCACUCUGUAAGGUCGAACUCAACACAAGCUCCAAGGAUCCUCCUAAUUAUAAUACCUGUACGGAAUGCAAGACCACUGUCUGCAACCUUUGUGGAUUUAACCCCAUGCCUCAAACAGGAGCGAAGGAAUGGCUGUGUCUGAAUUGCCAGACUCAAAGGGCCUUGUCUGGACAGCUGGGAGACUCAGGAAAAAGGCCCCAGCUUUCACCAGUACCUGCCACAAAACCAGAGACCACCCCGCCUCCCAUCAAGGCAGUACCAAUAGUUUCAACUAAAAAAGCACAGAUGGAACCUACAUCUGUCAAACUUGAAACCAUGGCAAAAGCAGCUUCUGCAGAAAUCAAGACAGAGAUCGCACGCAUACCUACAAUAGCAACGGUUUCACCUGUUACAGCAGACAAACAGCCUUUAGCAGCAUCAACAGCGGAAGCCAUUAUGCCUACUAUGGCCAGUGUGCAAAAGACAACAGAGAAAGGAACGGUUGUAGUGCCAACCACAAAUGUUCCAAAGACUGUAACAGUGGAAAAUAAAGAGGAGGCUGUGAAACUGGAGUUCAUUGAAACAAAAGAUUCCAAAGCCAAAGAUUCUAAACCGGACAUUCCAAAAGCCAAAGCUGUAGCAGGUGAAGCUGAAGCUUCUUCUUUCCCAGUGAUUGAAGCAACAGCUGUAUCUACCUCCUCUAUUUCUGCAGAGGUUGCCAUGGCUGAAGUUGUCCCAGAAACCGAAAUAAUUGCUGAAUUGUCUGCUCAUGGGAAGAUCAUUGAGGAAGUACAGGCUGAUGACCAUAUCGAACUGACAGACCUACCAACAUCUUUACAGCAAGUUGAAGAGCAAACAAAGUCGCAAGAACGACAGCUGGUGUUGGAAGAACAACCAACUGACAGCAAGGAAAUUGCUGAUGAGUUGGUUGAUAAUAUUAUUGACAUCACCUCAACUCCAGAAACACAACAAAUAUCUACGGAGACCGUUGUCAUAAAAGAGCAAGAUGGAAUCAAAAAAGAGACCAUAAAAGAAAGAAAGGUCUCCAAAGCAGAGGAGCAUGAUGAAGAUCAACCCCAUAUUUUACCAAUAUCACAGGAAUUUAAGGAUAAUCUGGUGGCUAGUGAAACAAGUACAAAUGAUAUAAAUACAGAUACAACUACUCCAGAAAAGGAGGAGGUAAAAGCUGAAAGAAGACGCCUAAGUGUUAAACCAAUGGUUGAAAGCAGUGACAGUGAGCUCACACCCUCACCUCAAGUCCAGAGGAAAAAGUUGGCGGUCACCAAUUUGUCAUCCAGCAGUGAGGACAUUAAAACUGAAAGUGCUGACUAUGACUCUAUGGAUGAUGAAGAAUUCAUCCGCAGGCAGAUAUUGGGUAUGGGUGAUGAAGAACAAAUGUCUCUUUCAGAAGAUGAGAAAGAAAAUAAUUUGGCAGAUGAGAAAGCUAUCCUAGAGGUUGUGCUUGAUGAUGCUUCAGUCACAGGACUAUCACUGUAUGGAAAAUCCAGCACAGAGAAUGAAGAAAGCUCAGCCGGGAAAAAAGCCCUCCAGAAAACUGACGCCGCAACUUCUCCCGAAAUAAUUCCAAGCUCUACUUUCAAGAAAGCUUUACCAGUCAUGAAACAAAGACAAAGUCCUGAUGAAGAAGUAGAGAGCAUCACAGAAUCCCUGUCAAAGGGAUCAUCUAGUGUCCAGGUAUCUAGCUUUACACCAGGAUCGUCACCCACCUCAGCAUCGUCUCUAGAGGAGGACAGUGAUAGCAGCCCUAGUCACAGGAAAGUCAGUGGGGACAAACAUCAUCGCAAGGGUAAGCACAGGCAGUCAACCCAGCCUCUCCCCACCAUUGAAGACUCCUCUGAGGAUGAGAAGAUAACAAGUGUGGGGAAGUCUAGGAAAGACAAAGAUGAACUUAAAGCCCGUGGCCCACUUCCAUCUCCAACUGCUUCCUCUACAGAGAAUCUGAGACAGGUCAUUGUAACUGAUGACACUAGUAGAACAUCUGGGUCUGAGUACUCUGCCAGUUUAGAAUCAGAAUCAGAGGCUAAGCGAGCUGUACAGAGAGGACGUAAGCCUUCCAUAACAGUGAUACCAUACACCCCAUCUGAUCCAUCCAUUGAAGAUUAUUAUGUGACAAAAUCAUUGAAAAAUGCAGAAGAAGCAUAUGAGGACAUUUUUCAAGAGACAAAAGCUAUUCCAGGCGAGAGUCCUCCUGAUAUUGAACCACUUUAUGGAGGAAUGGCAAUAGAAGACUAUCUUUAUGAAUCUUUAGUUGAGGAACCUGAAAAUAAGAUGGGUGGAUCUCAAGAGGAAGAAGUAAAUCAGGAAACAAGCUCCGAAUGUCUCAAAAAACUCAGAUCUCCAGAGGAGGUUUAUGAGGAGAUGAUGCAGAAAAAGAGAGAACUUAUAAUGAUAGAACAAGAGUUUCAACAGUCCCAGACUGCCAUAGAAUCUUCCUCAUUAGGGGCUUCGGUCACCCGGCCUUCCUUGAUUGCUGAGACCUGUGUGGUUACCAUGCCAAUGGAAGAAACAUCCCGCACUGAAAAAAUUGAUAUGCCUCUUAUAUUCACUGAAUAUUCUAGUGAACUGACAUUAAAGAAAAAGAAAAGGCCAGCGCCACCACGGCCCUCUGAACAGCCUAAGCGCUCCGAGGUAACUGUUGUUACUAUUACACCUAGUGGAUCUAUUGGUUUUGUUAGGCCUAUGGUUCCUCAAGAUCCUGCACUCAGAAAAGCAUUGUUCCCCAUACCAGAUCUCAAGAUCACCCAGUGUUCAUCUGGGGAGGAAGAGGAUGACAGCCUUGCAGAAGAAUAUGGUGUUGGUAUUUCCUCUGACAUUACCACCAGCGAUGACUCUGAGACUAAAGACGAUGCAUCCAUAAGCCCACCUUUGUCAGAAACUGCUGAUAUGGAACCUAUCUGUGUGGUUUGUGAAAUUCCAGAGGCAAAACCUAUUCCAACUCCAAUAUCAGCCCCAGAACUUACAUCUACACCCUCACCCACAUCACCAAUGUCAGUUCUAACUUCACCAGCUACUCCAGAUUCCAGUUUGGCUUCUAAUGCUACAUCAUCAUCCUCAUUCCAGGCUCAAACACCUCUUUCAUCAGAAUCAACUCCACUUUCUACACCAACACCUCCAACUUCAUAUGUAACUCAAUCACCUCCAGAUGACUCAUCACCAUCACCUGCCCCAAUUGCAGAAAAACCGUCUAGUGGGGACUCAGUCUCUCAUCCAACUCCAAACACAGUUAUAGUUACAAUACCAGAUGUGGUGUGGGAUCCGUCCAAAGCUCAAACCACUGAAGCAAUUCAAGUUAAAGCUUCUGCAGCUGGAGCCUCAACCCCAGGCCUAGUGGGGAUGUCUACUCCUCUACCUGUUGUGGUUAAAAUGCCAGACUUGGUUUCAUCCCCUUCUCAGAUGCCUAUCGAAGCUCCGGCUGUUAUACAGGUCUCAGCUCAGAGUCCAGAACCUGUUGUUGUCUCAGCUCUACCUACAACACUAGUAACAGUUACACCUGUUGUAGUCUCCAAUCCAGAAUCAGCCAUAGUCCAGAUGAUGCCGGACUUGGUGUCAACUACAUCUACAAACUCUGCACAAACCCCACUGCCAGCAGUUGUAUCUACCCAAGCUCAAGUCCAAGCCAAAGUGGUCCCUCUACAAGCAGCCGUCACAUCAACAAGCCCAGUAAUCCCAGCUUCAUCUCAAGCAGCCCAGGUGUCUGCAGCAUCAACGACUAUAACUAAGAAGAAGGUUCCCCCCCCUCCACCCCCUCGGUCUACGUCAGUGUCAUUACCAGAGCUGCCACUUGUAAAAACUGUUCAGGAUGUUACCCCUACUAGGACCACAACAAUAGCUAGGCGAGCCACAGUGACUGGCCAGCCAAUGCAGUCCAUAGUUGUGGAUAUACAGCCAAGAAUGGAAGAUAUGCAACCAGAGAGUGCAGGUGUACCUCAAAUAGUGACCCCAACCAGACAUGGGCACGUUGUCAUAAUAGUGCCUAGUCUAGAAAAUAUGUCUCUGCUUGGAAAAAUCCCACGAGAUUUAGCUAGCACAGAGUCAAUACCUGCUGCUGCUUCUCUGCCACAAAGUAGUAAAAAAGCUUCAGAAAUACCCAGCACAGAUAUAGCUUCUUUAUCGACUAAGGUGUCAUCAGUGCCAGUAGCUUCAGCUCCACCACUUCCGCCUAAACCUAUGGCCAGGGCACAUUCAGUAGAAACAGUAGAAAUACCUGUAGCAGGUAUAACUCCACCACUUCCUACCACAUUACCCAAGCCAAGUGUUUAUCCAAAACCACUGGUUCCAACUGCAGUGACAACUGGUAGAGCAAUAGUAGGACACGUUUCUGAUACAACAACUGGUCAUGGUCAAAUUGCCAAGCCUCCUCCUCCCAUACCACCUAAGCCUGUAUCAAUUCCAGCUGGACUGGUUUUCAGCCACAAACCAGGAGAAAGUGUCAAGCCACCUCCUCCUCAUGUGGCCCCUAAAGCUGCAACACUACCCAGGGUUAAAGAACCUCCAAAUGCUCUCUCACUUAGCCUGACACGACCUGUUGAAUAUAAGUUGGGAGCUAUCUCUCCUAAAUCACCUUUGUCUCCUAGACACGCCAAAUGUUUGCAGACCUACGUGGUAAUAACACUUCCAUCUGAACCUGGCUCACCAACAGAGGUUAUAACAGUCCAGGCACCAGUAAGACGGAGCUCCAUCCCAUCUACACAAGUGUCUGGGGUACGGACGACACCUUUGGAGCAAAAAACACUUACUGAAGCAUUCUCAGCACAGGCUACAAUAAGAAGAGCCUCUGUCCCUACUGUUAGGCUUCCACCUCCAAUAACCAUAGCUCCAACUGUGGCAGUAGAGCAAGUGACAACUUCUGGAGGAGUGGCUAAUCAAGUGCAGAGAGGUGAUAUAUCUUCUGAGGAGUUAGCACCAUCUUUCGCUGAUGUCAUAGUAGUGUCAUCAAGUCAGGAAAUGUCUAUUCAGGCACAUAGUGUACCUCCCCCAAUUAAGAAACCAUAUGUUCUACAGCAACAAUCAAUUACUCAGCCACUGACACAUGAUACAACAAUGGAUGAAGUCAUUUCAACAACCCAAGAGCCUAGAGUUAUUUUUCAACCACUAACAGUCGAAGCAGCGGCAAGAGCCCAGUCUAUGCCACUUGAUUUUCAACUUACAGAGGUCACAACAGUGCCAUCAGAGGUUUCAGCUGAAGCACUAGUUCCUCAUGCCCCUAUACCAACUGUAUAUGUGCAGCCACAGCCUCUUACAGAAGUUGUUUGUGUGCCACUGCAGCCUGAAAUACCGUUUGUUUCACUUGGUCCCGAAACUAGGGCAGCGGCAGUAACUACAACUGUUCUUUAUCCACAAUUUGCAACUCAAAUUGAAAUGCUACAAAAUGAACAGGAUGUGCCUUCUCAUGUCAUAGUCACAGAGAGAGUUAUGGUAAGAUCACCAGUAAUAGGAGUGAGUCAUCACAUUUCCUCUCAACAGCAACUUACAGAGAUUGAAGCUACAGAGCACGAAUUGCCUCCAGUUUUUAACUAUGCUCACGCCAUUGUUGAAUACCCAUCAGUACCACAAACUGUUCAGCCUUUAGAAGAUAUGCCUCUAUUGACACAGCAGCUAUCUUCGCAGCACCCAUGGCCUCCAGCUGAAGGGUUGACCCUCCCUACCAAGUUUGAAAUACCUACAGAGGUGAUAACAACUGACAUUGCUAUUACUAUACCAGGAGUAGAAACAGUGUGUCCAGCAACCCAUCCUGUACCUCAAGUUGUUGAAGUUACCCCAACACCGGAAGUGAAUAAGUUAAUGCAACUGACUACAGUUUAUAAGAUGAUAACUCCUACAAUUGGUGAAGUAACACCUGAAGUAUCACCAAUGGCAGUCAAACCAGAAGUACCUCAUGUUAUUCAUAUUCCACAGGUCUAUGGAGGAGUUACAUCCUCAGUCAUGUCAUACUCAUCACCAUUACUGGAGGUCAUAGCAAUGCAGCCUGAACGUGAUACACCCACAGAGUUUAUAACAAAGGAUGUUGAUGCAGGUGCUUCAUUGCCAUCAUCAGUGUUGCAUCCCCUAGUGGCAGGGAUGCCAGUUAGAGUUGUUUCAAAUGAGGAAACCACCAGUGGAAUUUGGACAUCUGUAUCUUCCAUAGUACAGCCAAGUUACAGUACAAGUGAACUGUUUUCCUAUCCAGCACAAUAUGAAACACCUAGGCUUACAACUGCUGCCUUUGCUACCCCCAGGGGAGAAUCCAUAACUAUGCAGCAAUCAUUACCAUUGGCACAUGUAGUGAACAUGCCAGCUGAAAAAGAUGUUGCUUUUGAUCAUUAUGCAGUUCAGGUCCCCUACAGGAGAGAAUAUGUUCAUUCAACAGAACAAAGACCACAGGUAUUAACUUAUUCAUCGGAAUAUGACCAUCCUCUGGAGAUAAUAACCACUGAGGCAUAUACUAGGAAAACAUCAAUCCCCACUGCACAUGACAUUCCAUAUGGUGUAUCUGUUGCUCCAGUUACUAUAACUAAGAUUCAGCAAGAGUCUAUUGAGAGCAAAGAGAUUCGAGGACCAGAAAAGGUGGUCUCCUGUAUGAGUCACAUGAUUUCUUCUUCAAUUUCCACUUCAGGCCAACCUCCUGAGAGCCUGCCUAGCCUGGUCACUCAGGUGUUUACCACUGAGGUCCAGAGGACCACUGUCUCAGUUGUUCAACAAAGACUUCCACAAGUCCCUCAACCCAGUGUACACAUCACUAUACAACCAGAUAUAGCUAAAAUACAACCUCUGUCAAAACAGAACAGGAAGAUCAUCUACCCUGGUGAUGUUAUGGAUUUACGAACAAUGAAGGUUGCCAUAAAGAUGACAGAACAGGGCAUGGACCUGACACCACCUGAGUCAUGUCGACAGUCUUUUUCAAGUUACUCUAGUGGGCGUCAAAUCACAGCAGUGCAGCCUGAGAUAGUCAAUCUUAGUUCAGCGAUCACACCUGCAACCACGCUGUCUGUGGUCACUGACAGCAUCACAAUAGUCACAUGUACAGCAACCAUUGCCUCAUACAACACCACUCCAGCAGAGAAACCACUGGAUUUGCAGGGCCCUGUUACAUCAUUGCCUCUGUCUCUCGCCACAUACAAAUCAUUUGAACCGAUGGCUCAGAUUGUUUAUAGACCUGUGAAUUCGCAGCCCGCAGUCAGUGCUGUAGCAUCCACAGCUCAAGACAUACCUAUAAAUCUUUCCUUUGGAGCUCUGGUCACAGGAGGCAAACAGCAAAUCACUUCCCCUGUAGCUAUAAGCAAUGGAGGUCCUGUCCUUUCUUUGGAGGCCACAGGGGCCAUGGAUCUUUCUAACUACAGACCAAUGAGAGCUAUGGUUGCUUUGUCUGAUUCAAGCCCAGGAGUCGUGACCACUAUUGUAGAAGAUGAUGGGACUCCAGUAGACCUUACAGCGGGUAGGAGGAGUGUUUGCUGUGAUGUCAUUUACAAGCUACCAUUUACAGGAAGCUGCAGAACACAGCCCGCAGUUACAGAGCAGCCUGAAAACCGUUUUGGCUACAGAGAUGACCACUACCAAUACGAUAAUACUGGAAUGUAUGGUAUCAAAAACAUGACUGGAAUAAAAGCUUCAAUGUCUGAGACCAACCUGACAGAGGCAGGACUGUUUCCCUAUGAUCCAAAGAAUGACUUUGACUAUCUCAGUGGAUCUUCAGAUGGCGCUAUAGACCUCACUGCUGCCAAACUUUCAGCUGGUAAAGCAGUUGACUACACUAGCAAAGCAACUGGAGUCUACCCUGGGAUGACUACUGCUCCAUACUCCAAGAUCCCCGCAGCUGGGUUUGGAGUAAAUGGAGUUCUAAUAACCUCAGAUGGAAUAGUUUACUCCUCUGUUGCUGCCCCAGAUGCUUCCACAUAUGCAGUUACAACUCAACCAGGCUCCAUCUUUAGCGGUCCCCUACCACCUACAUCAACAGUCCAGAACCAGUCAUUGCCACAUCCAUAUGGUUUUAUUCCCAGUGCAGAACCUGGAGAGAUUAUUCCUUUUGAUACAGGGCUACCUAAGGAGCUUUUCCCCACAGCUUUGGCUGACAUCAUAACAGGCUACCCAGACAUGUACUCAGACACCACCCUGGAAGCAAUUGCUGCCUCUCUGGAUGCCUUGGCCUCUUCCUCAAUAUUCCCUGGUUUAGACAACACCAAGAUGGCCCAGUAUCAGAUGGAGAGGGAGUUUCUAGAGCUAGAGAAGCUUAAGCAGCUUUGUCUCGCUGAGGAGCUGGAGUGGGAGAGGCAUGAGAUCCAGCGUUACCGUGAACAGGAACAGCUCAUGGUGCAAAGGGAGCUUGAGGAGCUCCAGGCUUUGAAACAGCAGCUUCUAAUGCAACAAGAAGAAGAGCACCAUGCCCACGUGGUGGCCCAGCAGGAGACCUAUGCCCAGCAGAAAGACCAGUUGCAACAAAUCCAACAACUCCAACUGCAACUCCAGAGCCAGCUUGAUGAGCACUACGGUAGCACUGGUACUACAGGAAACUUGCUAGAAGCUAAAUAUGCAGGGGUAGGGGACAGUGGCCAGUACUGGCCUGUCAAAGAUGAGUCUACAACUUCAUCUAUUGGGACACAGUUAGAGGAGGGUCAGAACCAGCUUAAACUAGUUAAGAAACUACAAGCUGAUCAGGACACAGGGAAAAGAAUAAUUGAUAGUGGGGUGCAGACAGAUGAUGAAGACUCAGCAGAGAAGCAGCCCGUAGGAAGGAGAAAGAAGAACAAGAGAAAUAACGAUAGCUCAGCUCAGACUGAUGAUGAGGACCAAGAUGAAUGGGAUGCUCCAACAAAAGCUCGACGACGCACUCGAAAACAUAGCAGCGAGGGAAAACAUGUCUCUAAGGUCACUAGCAUUGCAAUCCAGACAGUGGCAGAGAUAUCUGUCCAGACCGACCACUCUGGAACUAUCAAACGACCACAUGUCCAGAUAGACACUAGGGUAGAAAUUGUUAAACAUAUCUCAGCUCCAGAGAACUCUCAGAGGGGUGGAAGUCUGAGCUGUCAGACAGACUAUGACAGAAGGUACACACCCAUUGACGUUGGCUACAGCACACAGGUGAAAGCAGAUGUCCCCUCGAAGUCUAAAGUCUUCUACACUUCAGUCUCCCCCAUGUCCCCGGAAAAGUCACUUGGAGGGCAAAGAAUGCUGACUGCGGACCCAACCAGAUUUUCUUCUGGACCUCGGUCACUAAAGGCUGGUCAGAAGUCUCUCUCUGAUCCUAAAUCCCUUAGUCCUGCCACAGACGACAGGAUCGGUGGAUAUUAUGCAGACAGCUAUUCUAGCCGUGGCUCUCCCUCUGGUACAGGUAAGAAGGUAAAGCGAACAUUACCAGACCCCCCUCCUGAGGAUGACUCCCUGGCAGGACGUUCAGGCUACAGCACCAACUCUGCUCGUCGCCGUCUUGCCCGCAGUACAACAAUGGCCCGGGCAAAGAUCCUACAGGACAUUGACAAGGAGCUUGAUCUGGUGGAGAGAGAAUCUUCUAAACUUCGCAAGAAACAAGCUGAGCUAGAUGAAGAGGAAAAGGAGAUUGAUGCCAAAUUACGGUACCUGGAGAUGGGUAUCAACCGACGUAAGGAUGCCUUACUUAAGGAGAGAGAGAAGAGAGAGCGGGCUUAUCUCCAGGGGGUGGCGGAGGAAAGAGAUUACAUGUCAGACAGUGAGGUUAGCAACAUCAGAGAAGCCAGGGGUGAUGGCCUGGAGAGACCACGGACAGCUCCACAGUCUGAGUUUGACCAAUUCAUCCCACCUCAGACAGAAGCUGAUUCCCAGUACAACACACUUACUAGUCCCUACUCUCACUAUGCCCAAUAUGUUCCUCAGACCCAAACCACCAGUCACUACACCCAACAGAACCUAUAUCAGCAGCAGUCCCUUUACCAACAACAGGUAUCUCCUUACUCAAGCCUUUCCCUCUCUCAUGCCCAGGCUCAGUCAACCAGCUACCAACAUGCUCUGCAUUUGCAGCAGGGUAAGCAGCGGCAAACAACCCUGUCUGAUUUAGAGCCUAAGAUCAGAACAAACUAUGAAGUUAUACACAACCAGCCUCUGCUCAUUGUGCCAACCUCAACAGAAAGUAGUUAUGGGGUUGCUCACCUUGGGGGCAAGUAUGGCAGUUUGGACUUAAGGAUAGGGAUAGGGGAGAGGAGCAUGGCGUCCAGUCCCAUGUCUAGCAUUUCUGCUGAUUCCUUCUAUGCUGAUAUUGAACACCACAAUUCUAGGAACUACGUGCUGAUAGAGGACAUAGGGGAACUCACCAAGGCCUCAACAGGUCUGAGCAACACCGGUUUGGGAUCUGGAUUCAACAUUCCUGAUAAGGAGUUGUCCAAAGCAGACAGACUACUCAGGGCAGCAGAAGUCAGGCGCUCAGCGGAGGUAGCAGAUUUUUUAGGUUCAUCUCGACUUCAGGGUUAUGGUAAAGGAGAAGAUGACACUAUGGAGGAGCCUUAUGAGCUAAAACUACUGAAGCAGCAGAUCAAGCAAGAGUUCAGGCGAGGAAAUGAAGGACUAGAACACUUAACAGGUCUUGGCCAGCCCCAGUAUCUCCCUAGUGAUGGCAGCUUUCGCCACUUCCCUAAAGGAGAAAAAUAUAGCAUUGGCAGGCUCACUCUUGAAAAACAGGCUGCAAAGCAACUCCCAGCAGCUGUGCUUUACCAGAAACAAAUGAAGAACAAAAAGGCCCAAAUAGACCCUAAGGCCAUCACAAAAUGUUCUCCAAUUCAGGAGACUAGGGACCUGGAGCCCGACUAUGGCAGCUACAUGGGAUCUGGGGCCUCUUCUGUGACAAAUCUGGCUGCUACAGCUAGGUUGCUUCAGGAUGAGAUUACAUUUGGGCUAAGAAAGAACUUGUCUGAGCAGCAAAAAUAUUUAGGCUCCUCCCUGGGUGCAAACUUAGCUGGUUCUCUUAAUCUUGGGCAGUCCCUUGGACUUGGAUCUACCAUCAGGGCCACUGCCCAUGAUGAUGGCACCUACCCAAGUGGCACCCGUUCCCGCCCCUCAUCACGCCCCUCUUCCCGCCCCUCUUCUGUCUAUGGCUUGGAUCUAUCCAUCAAAAGAGACCUAUCCAGCUCCUCACUUAGACUUAAAACAGAAGGAGAGAUCCUGGAUGCAGCAUUUGCCCCUGGGGUGGCCAGAGCAAAGCCAACUAGUUUACCUAUCAGCCAAAGUAGGGGCCGAAUCCCCAUUUUGGCUCAGAACUCUGAGGAGGAGAGUCCUCUCAGCCCAGUGGGGCAGCCUAUGGGUAUGGCUAGAGCCUCAGCUGGACCUCUCCCUCCCAUCUCUGCCGACUCCAGGGACCAAUUCGGCUCAAGCCAUUCCCUGCCAGAGGUACAGCAACAUAUGAGGGAGGAAUCUCGGACAAGAGGCUAUGAUCGAGACAUCACAUUUAUUAUGGAUGACUUACAAGGCGCCAUGUCUGACAGCGAAGCACUAAGUGAUUCCAUGCUGGCUUUGAACAGAGAUGAUGCCAGAAUCUUUCAUGAAAGUAUCAGACACGCUGGAGGCCCAAACUGGAAUAUAGAAGCCUACCACCUAAGGAGAGAGGACACAGAUUGGUUUGAUAAGCCAGAUGAGGGGCAUCCGCAGACCAGGAGACAGAUGAAACUGGUACCAUACGCCUUCCCUAACAAUCACAUCAAGCUGAAGAGAGACCCAAAGGACACCAGUGUGUCAGGCAACGGUCUUGGUAUCCGGGUGGUAGGUGGGAAGGAGAUUCCAGGGAGCCGAGGACAGAUUGGAGCCUACAUCGCCAAGGUUAUCCCUGGUGGUGUGGCAGAACAAACAGGACAAGUUGUAGAGGGAAUGCAGGUGUUGGAGUGGAACGGAAUCCUUCUGAUGGGAAAGACUUAUGAAGAAGUGCAGUGCAUCGUGGGCCAGCCAUGCGCCGAGGCGGAGAUCUGUGUUAGACUCGACCUUGAUAUGCUGUCUGACCCUGAGCACCCACAAGCCCUGGAGCACCAUGUCCAGCUUAAGGCUGUAGGUGGGCAGCGUUCCCCUGGUGUGGAUCCUAAUCAAUUGGCAGCAGAACUGCAGAAGGUGUCCCAGCAACUGGCUCCUGGUUUGGCUGGAACAGGGCUCGGGUCUGGUGGUUUGGGGGUCCUCUCUGCACUGGAUCGUUCUGCCCUCCUCCACUCGGGUACUGGCUCAGCUGCCUCCAGUGGUGUGCCAAGCCCUGGCCAGCCUGCAUCCCCAGCCAUAAACAAGAAACAACGACACAAGCCGAUAACAGAGGUAAUGAGGAUACCUCAUCCCAUCACUGGAGAAAUUCAGCUCCAGAUCAACUAUGACAAGAACCUGGGAAACUUGAUCGUGCAUGUUCUGCAGGCCAGAAACCUGGCCCAGAGGGACAACGACGGCUAUUCUGACCCGUUUGUCAAGGUCUACCUCUUACCUGGGAGAGGCCAAGUCAUGGUUGUCCAGAAUGCAAGUGCUGAUAACAAGAGAAGGACCAAGUAUGCCCAGAAGACCAUGAACCCAGAAUGGAACCAGACUGUCAUCUACAAGAACAUUCAUUUGGAGCAGUUAAAGAAAAAGACGCUGGAGGUGACUGUGUGGGACUAUGACAGAUCCUCUUCCAAUGACUUCCUGGGAGAAGUGUUGAUUGACUUGUCGAACACUACCCAGCUAGACAACACUCCUCGCUGGCUGUUUCUGAACGAGCAGAGUGAGAGCAUUGAGCACAGCAAAGCCCACCAUGCUGCUCAAGGCCCACCAGGGUCUGGGUCAGGUCAGGGUUAUGGUCAGGGACACAGCCUAGGCCAUAUGUCAGGCCCUGGGAUGGGGCUUGGUAUGGGACAGGGACCAGACGGGAGUCAAGAUUCACCAAAUAACUCUGUCAUCAAGAGCAGAAGUCAUGGAAUCUUCCCUGACCCAGCAAAAGACAUGCAGAUGUUGCCUUUGGAAAAGUCACACAGCAGCCCAGGCAGCUCCAAGUCUUCCUCUGAUGGCCAACUGCGCUCCCAUGGCCCCUCCCGAAGCCAAAGCAAGAGCAGCGUCACUCAGGCCCACCUUGAGGAUGCUGGGAUAGCCAUUGCUGCUGCCGAGGCGGCUGUGCAACAGUCCCGCCUGCAACCAAGACCAGGACACCGACUGGGUGAUGUCUCAGGGUCAGUGGUGCUGUCGGCCCCGAGUCUUGUUGGAGACGCAUAUGGAGGUCUGGAUGGGGAAGAUGGAGAGGACACUGGAGUGGACAGUGCCAUUUUUCAAGUCCCACGCAUCGGAAAGACUAUUCCUAACGGCACAGACAAACACCAACUAGGGACCCCGGAAAAUGAAGCCGGUAAAACACAAGUAAUAGGCGAGAUCAAGGUGGCUCUCAAGAAGGAGGUAAAGACAGAAGGGGACCAACUGGUUUUGGAGAUCCUUCAAUGCAGAAACAUCACUUACAAGUUCAAAAGCCCCGACCACCUACCAGACCUGUAUGUGAAGCUAUAUGUGGUAAAUGUAGCCACUCAGAAAAGGAUCAUCAAGAAGAAGACCAGAGUUUGUCGACAUGACAGAGAGCCCUCCUUCAAUGAGACCUUCAGGUUCCCCCUAAACACAACUGGACACUCCAUACAGCUUUUCUUGGUGUCCAAUGGAGGCAAGUUCAUGAAGAAGACCCUUAUAGGAGAAGCCUACAUCUGGCUGGACAAGGUGGACAUGAGAAAGAGAGUGGUCAGCUGGCACAAGUUGUUUGUUAGCUCCAAUCAGACCAACCCCUGAACAGCACAACAACAAGCUGGAGAAAAGGUGAAGGCAGCAUUCAGAGAUCCAUUUCUGACAACAAGACAAGAGAAAAAUAUUUCAAAAGAGGAACUAAACAAAUAUAUUUAAGUUCACGAGUGUUAAGGAGGAAAUUAUCUGCUAAUACCAUAACAAUUGUAUCUUUCCAACACUGCCAGCACACAUAUCCACCUCCUCCCAUAUCGAUUCUGUGCUGACUGUGAUUGUAGGAUGCAAACAUGCAAAUACCACAGCAAGCUCUGAAACACACACAGCAGCACUACGGCUGUGUGAGCAGCGAUGUCCAUUACCAUGGUUCCAAUUCAAUGAUCAACAUGAUGUUGUUUUAGGGCUCUGCAACUAAGCUAACAUAUCUCUCAGAGGGAAAAAGGGAAAAAUAAAUCAUCCACAUUUGUAUUGUGUUUUCUUCAUCUGAGAGUCAUUUUUGAAAUGUCCAUAUGAUGGUUGUGAUGUGUGUGGACAUCAGUGGUCUUGAAAUGUUAAAUAUGAAGGAAUGCAUAUUUUUUCUGUAUGAAAGUCUUUCAGUUUUAUGUAAAAAUAUAAAAAAACAUAGUCAGACAGAUGACUUUUGCUAUGUGAUGAUAGAAUAUGUACAGCACAGAUUGUAGAUACCACACAUGCAGAUUACAGAGCAUAUCAGAGAACCACAUUGUACAGUGUGAUGUUUAUAUAAUAUACAAAGAUAUCAGAUGCAGAAUAUAUCUAAUAACAUAUACAGUACAAGAGUUGUUCUCAUAUUACUAGAUUAUAUAUAAUACAAAAUAGAGUCUGUUUGAGGCUGUGAGUGACGCACUGACAAUCCAGUAGGCUGCUCUAGUCUAUGGUGUAGGCAGUCUUAAUAGCCGUUAUGUGAAUGUGGACCUAUGUGAGCUCAUGGAUGUUCAUGACAAAAAGCUCCUUUAGUCCUUUGAUCACACUGAUGCACCAUUAGAUAUUCAACAGGGCUGUGAUGGAUUACAACAUUUUAAAUGUCAACAAGCAGUAACAUUUAGCUAUUUCACUAGCAUGCUAUUGUGUUCGGCAGGUUGAAUUACAAUACAAGGACCAGCAGUUAUGAGUUUCAAAGUCCAAAUCACUUGCUGCGUUGAAAGUCACAAGCCAACUGUUGAGGAUGAGAAGAGUUUAUUACAUCUGUUUCAAGUGUAUGACAUUUUUACUUUAAGGCUGUUGCUUAGAGUAUGCUAAUAUUUAUUUAUGUGUGGCCUAUCAUGUAAUUACACUGUUGGUAUGGACAUGUAAUUCACAAGUUGUGUCAAAACCAUACGUGUGUCUGCAACUGUCAUCACCUCAGUAUGACGGCUCUGCUUUCUGUGUGUAAGUAACGCCCGUCCUAGUUUUACCUAAAAACAUUUCAAAUGAAGAAAAAAUGUUCUUACCAGUCAAAUGUCAAGGUUCCUCUGUGUUUCUGGCUGUGCUGUAAAACUCACCAAGCUGUUUUGUGUCAGUGACUCCCACAACACAGUGAACCAGCCUCUUACACUGCCUGUGACCAAAACACUCACUCAGGCCCAUUGGGGUUCACACAUAUUUUCAGUCAUUCAGAUGGGGCCACAAUUAUCUUGCAGAGUGUUGCCACCAUAUCUAAAGAAUAGGGGGGAAAUCAUAGGGCAUAUCAUAGGGCUGAUGCAAUUUUUUUAAAAGAAAUAAAUAUAACAGAAGAAACACACCUAAAACAAGAUGUCACCUAAAUCUUAUACCAUAGGGUAACAAGAGAAUAUAAUAUGAAGGGAAUGUGGCUGAGUUUUCCAAUAAUUAUUUUGUUGUGCCAACCUUGUUUUUUUAUUCCAGAAACAUUGAUUUUUAAUUCUAUGCAACAUAGAUGUGUUUGAAUGCAUUUGUUUUUUUGGAACUAAAUGUUAUUUAUGUGAACAUAUGGUCUAAAAAUGGCUUACAGAAAAAAGAAAAACACUUUAAUUUGUACAUUAUUGAAGAAAAUAUAAAAUAGAUUUUUUUUACUGAUUUUAAUAUAAAUUGAUGUUAAAAGCUGUUAACAUCUUCAUAGAGAUGGUGCACUUUAUUAUUACAUAGUUUAUUUUCUUGUCUCCUUAUAACUGUCAUGACAUGCAAGAUUAUAUGUUUUGUGUUUCUGCAUUGAAAUGAACUGAAUAAUGGUGUAUGUGGUGGCAGAAAAUAUUGUGGUGUGCAUUUUGUAUCUAUGUGGCAAAAGAAAAAAACAUGCAGACACGUUGGGGUUUCUCAACACAAUGCACAAUUUGGGGAACAAUCACCUGUCUACAUCAUGCUCAUAGUCUAAUUACCAGUCUCUGUAAAGUACAGUAAAUAAGACAUAUUCCCUAAAUGCUCAGUCAACCCCUCGUGUUUCAUUAGACUUCCCUCAAGCUAAUUAAUGUUUGUUCAAAUCAGCUGUUGCCUGUAAUUGUGAAACCAUCUAUGUGUUGUCGUUCUGACAGGUGUGAAUGUGACUCAAGUCCUUUGACAUGUGUAUAUAAAGUGUUUAUUUUCUACAAAGAUUGAAUGUUUAUAUUGUCUGAAGUUUGAGCAUGUGAGUGUCGAAAAAAAUCACAAAAGACUUAUAACUGUACAGCAAUGUGUGUCUAUAGUUGUACAAGGGGAGUUGACUGUGUAAUCAAUCAAAACAUGUUCUGUCAACCAAUGACUAUAUGUGCAACCACGUCCCAUACACGGCUGAAAACAACACAAAGGAAAACAAAUCUAUUCAACUUUAAUAGUUGUCGAAGACUUUAUGUGUUGGAUGUUGCAUGUUUUGUUGAUGGUUUGUUUGUAUAUUUUGCCUACAGAUUAUGUUUAAAAGAGACAGAGAUAUGUAUAGAUUUAUCUGUAUGCUGACUGUAAAGAAAUAUGCUUGUAAAAUUGUCUUGUUUUUCACACCGUGUAAAAGCAAGGAAUUUAACGUUAUGGUUUUGUGGUUGUACACAGGAUGUGUUGAGAUAUUAUGCAAAUUGUUCUGUAAAGAAAAUCAGCAGUUUCCCCUGAGUCUAAAGAAUAAAUAUUAAGAAGAGCUAUAUCAAACA